UUGGUCUUUCUCGACCUUUUCUGUCUCUUCUCUUCUCUUCUCUCGCCUUUGCGUUCUAUCAUUCACGAAUUGAAUCGUUGCUGGUCAACUAACGAACAAAUCUUUUAAUCACGAACCCACCUCCACUUCAUUUGCGCAAGCGACCCUUCGACCCGGAAACACUACCCUUGUCGACCACCAUCUCCCUCUCCUCGUUUUACACCCACAAGCAAGAUGGGAGCGAAUUUGUCCUCAGCCAUCAUCACACACGUCGACACGUCUUUGGAUGUCAUCAGUCCGCAAGAUGCCUUCAACACAAGGAAUAUGGCUCUGCUUUGGCUUGGUGCUUUUCAGGGCAUUAUGAUGAUAUUGGCGACCACACUUCUAGUCGACCGAUGGCGCGGACCGCAAGGAACAUCGAAAGUAGGCUUCGUGUCGGUGGUGGCGGCGCUCAUCUUAUCAGCUGCGUGGCCGGUGAUCUUUCUGUACAUGAUAAUGGCUGGAUAGGUGAUUUACACUUGGUGGAGGAAGUUGGGUGGAGUGGAAGGGGUGGUGGUCCGGGAGGGGUGGGCAACAUUAAGCAUCGACCGUUGGUGAGGGAAACAUUGUACGAAUUCAAGAUCAAAUGGAAGGGAUGUUGGCGAGAUAGAUUGCAGGAAUGACAGGGACUCGCACUUCAGCAUAAUCGUUGUGCCACAAAGUCCACAUCUGUUCCGACGAAUUCUCUCUAACGGACGAAUAUCUCCGACUCAUAAUGUCAUUGUACAAG
Molecule: messenger RNA, 748 nt
Organism: Hyaloscypha bicolor E
Lineage: Eukaryota; Fungi; Ascomycota; Leotiomycetes; Helotiales; Hyaloscyphaceae
Exons: 1
Coding region: 214-486 (90 amino acids)
Source: RefSeq, a predicted model, not a curated record